GACGACGACGACGACGACGACCACAAUCGAAGACGACGACGUCUAGUGCCAACUUCAGCGGCUAGAUUUAACACACACACAACUUGAUCAGCCGACGCCACUGAUCGCCGGAAAGGCUCUGAACGUGCCAAUAUAACACAUCUAUCCAGAGCGGGGAGUGGAAACGCAUGCGCAAAGGCUCGUAGCCCACAAUUCGCAGAUCUCUCGAGAGCGCGAAUCAACAAAUAUUCGUAUAAGCCAAACAAUAAUAAUAUAUAAAUAGUGUAAAUAGACAAAAACAGAGCACACACACACAAUCUGUCGCCCUGUCUCCCUUGUCGAUCUGUCUGCCUGCCUGUUUUUCUCAGGUUAGCUAUUUAAAGGCCCGCGCCGCAACGUCUAUCAAUCAGAACAUUCCCAGCUGCCCAACUGGCAGCAGCAGCGAGCAGCAGCACCAAGCACCAAAUCGCAACAAAUAGCACCACCCAGCACCACCAAACAGUCGACGAGUCAAAUUGUUACCAGCUCACAAGUGACAACUAAAUAUGUCUGGAGGCCCUCAAAAGACGUGCUUACCCAAGACAAAACAAUAACAAAGAGAAGAAAUAAAAAAACACCAAAAACAGUUAGCCAAUUGUUGUGCCGCGUCUACCUCGUUCGCUUUUUCAACCACCUACUUACCUAUCUACAUAUCUACAUAUAUUCAUUCCUCGUUUUUGACUUCAGACUUACGCAAGUCCAUUCGGCAUUGUGAUAUAUACGCGUGAAACUGAAUUAACAGUUCAAUUUAAACGUAGAAAGUAAAUUUAUAAAAACCACAAAAAAACAAAACACAAAUAAAUCACACAAAAUGUCUGCAUCAAAGGAGGCAAUUUGCGCCAGCACCGAGAAGGAUCUCGAAAAGCCACAUUUAGGAUGCUUUGCUACUCGUUAUUUUGUAACCUUUAUGCUCUUCCUGGGCAUGGCAAAUGCUUAUGUUAUGCGAACCAAUAUGUCGGUGGCUAUUGUUGCAAUGGUCAAUCACACGGCGGUUAAUGAGGGCAACGAAGUCUUUGAUGACGAGUGCGGAGAUCGUGAUAUACCAGUAGACAAUGGCCAGGAUGGAGAGUUCAAAUGGAGUUCAAGUCUUCAGGGUUAUAUACUCUCAUCCUUCUUCUAUGGUUAUGUUAUCACGCAAAUUCCAUUUGGCAUAUUGGCCAAGAAGUUUGGAGCAAUGCGUUUCCUUGGCUAUGGCAUGUUGAUCAAUUCGGUAUUUGCCUUCUUGGUCCCAGUGGCAGCUCGUGAGGGCGGCGUCUGGGGACUGUGUGCUGUCCGUUUCAUUCAGGGUCUGGGCGAGGGACCAAUUGUGCCCUGCACUCACGCAAUGUUGGCCAAAUGGAUACCACCCAAUGAACGUUCGCGUAUGGGUGCCGCUGUCUAUGCGGGAGCACAGUUUGGCACAAUUAUUUCUAUGCCUCUGUCAGGUCUAUUGGCUGAAUAUGGUUUUGAUGGUGGUUGGCCAUCGAUUUUCUAUGUGUUUGGCGUUGUUGGUACUGUGUGGUCCAUUGCAUUCCUGUUUUUCGUUCACGAGGAUCCCUCCAGCCAUCCCACCAUUGAUGAGCGUGAGAAGCGUUACAUUAACGAUGCUCUAUGGGGAGCUGAUGUGAUUAAGAGUCCACCAAUUCCAUUCAAGGCCAUUGCGAAAUCAUUGCCUUUCUAUGCCAUCCUCCUCGCACAUAUGGGCCACAACUACGGCUACGAGACUCUGAUGACUGAGCUGCCCACUUACAUGAAACAGGUGCUUCGUUUCUCCCUGAAGUCCAAUGGUCUGCUGAGCUCUCUGCCCUACCUGGCCAUGUGGCUGUUCUCCAUGUUCAUUUCGGUCAUUGCCGAUUGGAUGAUUAGCUCCAAGCGUUUCUCUUUGACUGCUACCAGGAAACUGAUCAACAGCAUUGGUCAAUAUGGUCCUGGCCUGGCUCUCAUUGCUGCUUCCUACACGGGCUGCGAUCGUGCCCUAACUCUGGCCAUUCUCACAAUUGGUGUGGGUCUCAAUGGUGGCAUCUACUCGGGCUUCAAGAUCAAUCACUUGGAUCUGACGCCACGUUUUGCUGGCUUCCUGAUGGCCAUUACCAAUUGUUUGGCCAAUUUGGCUGGUCUCCUGGCUCCCAUUGCUGCUGGCAAUUUGAUCAACAACAAUCCAACAAUGGGUCAAUGGCAAAUUGUAUUCUUCAUUGCCGCCUUUGUGUACAUCAUUUGCGGCACUUUCUACAACCUCUUUGGCUCGGGUGAACGUCAAUUCUGGGACCAGCCUGAGAAUGAUGAACAGAAACCGGCACUGGGAGCUGCUGAUGCCAAUAGUAAUCAGCCGACUAGGGCCAUAACUGCCCAGCAAUAGACCCCCACGACCCAUUUACCAAGUAGCCUUCUAGAUUAGUCCUUUGUUAUAGUUAACUAGUUAAGUUGCAAAGUUGUUAUUAGUGAGCAUUGACCUAGCUACCUACCUAACUACAUACAUACAUGCAUACAUGUUAGUUUUGUUAUCCUACCUGUCAAUCAAUCAAAAGACAAUAAUAGGCUCCUCCCACCCCCUUUUCCCAUUAUCAAACUACUGAGCACAAAUUGUAAAACUCAAGUCACACAUGUUUAUACUUAUUUAAGUUUUUGAUUCCCAACCACUGAAACAUUUUGUGUAGUUUGUAGUUGUAUCUUAUUGUGAUAGCAGAAGAGUUUAUUAAAUUAUAAAAUUUAUAAUUGAGUAAAUUUAAGAAAUGAAAAUUAACUUGACCCAUAAACAAGUCAAGAUUUGCUAAUAAAAAUUAUAUAUAUUUGCCUAAAGGGCAAAUAAACUAAA
Molecule: messenger RNA, 2809 nt
Organism: Drosophila willistoni
Lineage: Eukaryota; Metazoa; Arthropoda; Insecta; Diptera; Drosophilidae
Gene: Picot
Product: putative inorganic phosphate cotransporter
Exons: 5
Coding region: 830-2353 (507 amino acids)
Biological process (GO): phosphate ion transmembrane transport; monoatomic anion transport
Cellular component (GO): membrane
Source: RefSeq, a predicted model, not a curated record